This is a messenger RNA of Anopheles nili, 1371 nucleotides long. RefSeq names its product RCC1-like G exchanging factor-like protein. Lineage: Eukaryota; Metazoa; Arthropoda; Insecta; Diptera; Culicidae. Bases 1 to 1371 code for a protein of 456 amino acids. The transcript is spliced from 3 exons. The record is from RefSeq and is a predicted model, not a curated record.
AUGCAUGUGUUACGUCGUACUCAACUAUUCUGGCGAAGAGUGGGUUCAAAGGAAUGUGAACGAUUUGCUGGGCGCUCAUACGCCUCCAUAAAACGGCGAAGUGUGCUUCGGCAGGAUGUAUCCCAAAUGCCAGUGAACCGAUUUCCUAUGGCCAAGCCCAACGAUACACGAGUAUAUGUGUGGGGUCUGGCUGCAACGGGGGCCCUCGGUAUACAGACGUCGGUGAAGAAGCAGGCCAAAAUAUUUACCGAUUUUGUUCAGCAUCCUAGCAGGCUCAGCUUUGCCGAGGCUCACUCAGUCACAGACGUAGCAACGGGCUACGGAUUCACGAUAUACGUCGUGAAAUCUCUCGAAGGCACAGCACUAUGGGGUACCGGCAUUAACACCGAUGGACAAUUGAGCUUUCAAAAAGCUACCGGAACGCACAAGAAACCGAUCGAGUUAGUUAUCUAUCCUGCUCCAAUCGAUCUUGCCGGCGCUAAGACGAACCAGGAAGACAUUGUUCAAGUGGCCGCCGGGAGAGCUCACCUUCUAGCACUAACUAAUAGCGGCAAAGUGCUCGCGCUGGGUAAUAAUGCUUAUGGGCAAUGCGGUCGGCGAAUCGUUCACGGUGAAGACUACUUUUCGAACCCCGUGGUAAAUACUGUCACCGUUGAUGAGCCUGUGCAGGGCGUAGAAUGUGGCCAGGAUCAUAGCCUGCUGCUUACCGAAUCGGGAAGGAUAUUUUCCUUUGGAUGGAGUGAUGAUGGACAAGCAGGCCAGGGUAGAUAUGGAUUGAUCGAUGUUCCCGGCCCGGCCGAGGGAGACAUUAAAGGUGAAAAGAUCGUGAAAUGUUCAAGCAGUUGCGAUACGAUUCUGGCGAUAAAUGAUAAGGGCGAACUAUUUGGAUGGGGAAACUCGGAGUACGGUCAACUUGGGGACGUUUCCCAGGAUAGUCCACAAAUCAAUUCACCGCGCCACUUGUCUUUCGCACGGGAAUGCGGCAAAAUUGUCGACAUAGCAGCCGCUGGCUCGUAUUGUCUCAUUUUGAAUGAUCAAGGCGACGUGUUUUGCUGGGGCUACGGCAUACUUGGCUUAGGGCCGGAGGUACAGCAUCGGCCCAUUCCUACUCGAAUUUCUUCCGCAUUGUUCGGUCGGAACGAGUUCAAUCCAAACUCACGAGUGGUUGCGAUCGCUUGCGGAAUCACUCAUUCGGCAGCGGUAAACGAUCAACAGGAUUUGUACAUGUGGGGACAUAAUCGAUACGCCUGUCUAGGACUUGGCCACAAAAACGAUCAAUUCUUCCCACUUAAGGUAGCCCUCAAUGCGCGAGUUCAUAAGGUCGCAUGCGGGAUCGACCAUACAGUGGCACUUUGUACGGCUUUUGUAUGA